Cyprinodon variegatus (sheepshead minnow) is the source of this 7680-nucleotide messenger RNA. RefSeq names its product IgLON family member 5 (gene iglon5). The record is from RefSeq and is a predicted model, not a curated record. Bases 545 to 1549 code for a protein of 334 amino acids. Gene Ontology annotation, cellular component: neuron projection. The transcript has 8 exons. NCBI's taxonomy places the organism in Eukaryota, Metazoa, Chordata, Actinopteri, Cyprinodontiformes, Cyprinodontidae.
ACCUCUCCUCGAGCUGCCAAUCAUGGCACGCGCUGUGCGCCUGGUGUUCAGCGCUGCUCUCUGCGACGCGCUGAGUGAGGAGCGAGGAGACGCGCUGCAUACCAACGGAGACACACGGAGCGCCUCGGUGUUUUUGACCAGGACGCACAGACACCAUCCUGGUCUCUGGGAAAACAAGCAAACUAAAUAAAUCAGAUUAUCGGACACUUUGAAUGUUUACCUUUCCUUUCAUUUUUCAAGAAAAUCUACUUAUUCUUCAAGGGGUUGACAGGCAAAACUAAGUCUCUCUGGGAUAUCUGGGCUUUCUACUCUAACAUUUGUCUGGAUGAGAGAGAUUUAAAAAAUAUAUAUCUCACUCCUCUUUUUUCUCCCUCUUUCCCUCUCUCUAACGGGACUUAUUUUAAAAGUCGGAUGUAGAAGAGUUGGACUAUUUCUGCUGACAUUCAUCCAGUGGGUCGUUUUUUUUACAAAUAGAAUUCCCGCAGCGAUUCCAUAAGGGAGGAAUAUCAUAACACCAGAGCAGAAAAUCAAUCAGAACUCCAUCAUGGGCUGCCCUCUGUUGCGGAACGCAUUGGCUGCUGGAUUGAUCCUGGUUCUGCUGUUUAAAGGGUCCAGUGUGCUUGGGGCAGAAUUCGGGCCCCUGCCGGACAAUAUUACAGUGUUGGAAGGCGAAAGCGUCACUUUGAGAUGUCGGAUUGAUGAGGAGGUGACCCACAAAGCUUGGCUGAAUCGCUCAAACAUCCUUUUCACAGGGACGGAUAGGUGGUCCCUGGACAAGCGAGUGACGCUUGUUAACACCAGCAACAGAGAAUUCUCCAUUCUAAUCGACAAAGUGCAAGUAACAGAUGAGGGACCGUACACCUGCACCUUUCAGGCCAAUAACAAACCUCGCAUCGCCCAUGUCUACCUCAUAGUCCAAGUGCCAGCAAGAAUUGUAAACAUCUCCAAAAGUGUGUCGGUGAAUGAGGGAGAGAAUGUUAACCUCUACUGUCUGGCAGUCGGCCGGCCUGAGCCCACUGUCACAUGGAAGGACCAGAAAUUUGGGAUGGUGAGCGAGGGGGAGUUCUUGGACAUCACAGAGAUCAAGAGGGAGCAGGCCGAGGACUAUGAAUGCAUCACCCACAAUGGUGUGGCUCCCCCUGACCAGCAGAAGGUCAGAGUUACUGUAAACUACCCUCCAAUGAUCACAGAGAUAAAGAACCAGCCUGGCUAUCUGGGGAAGCCUGCUAUCAUGAGGUGUGAUGCAAUGGCAGUUCCAACAGCCACAUUUGAGUGGUACAGAGACGAUCAUAGGCCGGUAGAGAAUGACAACACCUUACGGAUCAAAAACGAGAAGACACGCUCGCUUUUGCUGUUUACCAAUGUGACAGAGAAACAUUUUGGCAACUACACUUGCUUCGCCUCAAACCGCCUGGGUUCCUCCAACGCCAGUAUGCUGCUGUUUCGACCAGGAGCUCUCCAGGGGCGAGGGGCCGGUUUACAUCCAGGGAUGAGUGCCAGCUUGUGCAUUUGGGUUUCCCUCUCUGCUGUUCUUCUUGUGAAAGUGUGAAGCUCUUGUUUGUUGGAAUCAUCCUCAAACACUCCCUGGAAGCCCAAUUUCUUCUUCUGCUCCCUCUUGUCUUUCUCUCUCUCUCCCCGCUCUCAACUGAAGGAAAACGGAAAUGAAAUUCUUUAAUUACGAACCCAUCACUGUGAACUAAAAGAAUAUGCAUUAUUUCAGGAGCCAUUGAAUCACUGCAUCAAACACAACUACUCCCUAGAAAUCCCCUGCACAUCCUCAAUUCAAUUAUAGUAUAUUCAACUUAGUCACAAUAUCCCCUUCUUCUGUUUCUCUUUCACACAUAGAAUUAGACCUUUUUGCCUUGCAGACUUGUCUGACUUGGUUCUUCCCCCUCCAACCUUUGUUUUCUCCCAUUACUCCAACUGAGGUGAUGUUGAUAUAAAGUGUAUAUUAAUGGUGAUGGUGACAAAUGAGAAAAUAGAUAAUCUAACAACUGUACGGUCAUUUAUGUAAGAUAAAACACAGACUAUUGACUGACCUACAAUGUUUGCCUUAUGGAAAUGAUACAUAAAAUCACAAUAUUUCGGUGGUUAUGUAUGGAAAUGAUAGUAAUGAUGUGAUACUGGCUGUCAUGUGAAGUUUCACCCUAUGAUCACACACUUAAACUGAGUGACAACAUCUAUGUUUUCUUUUAUUUUUAUUAUAGUUAUUUCUUAUUUUACCAGUGUAGCAGUGAAGCUGCUAUGAAUGAUGUCAAAAUGUAUUAAAAAAAAGGAUGGGUGGUGAUGGUGUCAGUCCCCUUUAUGUAAUUCGGGGAGGUUUAUACUAAGUUUUCGCAUGUAAACCUCACUACCCAGACCUUUUUAAGCCCCCCCCUUUUCCCCUCCUUGCCUCUGUGUUAAAAGUGCUUUGUGUAGUUGACCUUCAUAAUGCUAAAGUGUUCUCCGCUGCUCAUCAGUCCUUUACCACCUGCCCUCCGCUUUUCAUUUCACCACUGUAAAUAUAUGCAGCACAGAGGCCAUCUCUGGGACCAACUUCAGAUGGCCCCCCAUGCAAGACCUUAAGUAAGCCUCAACUACACUUAAGUCUUCUGAAGCAGAAAGAGACUGUUCACUGAAACAUCUUCUGUUUCACAGCUUCUGCAGUUCCAUCCACUUUGUCGCUUGUUGAUAGCAUGUACUGGUUAGAGAUGUUCCUGUUGUAAGUCCAUACGCUCCCUUUCCCUUCCUGCACUGUCUGUUUUUUUUUCUCUGCAAGGUUAGCUGCUUUUACUACUUACUUUUUUGGUGUUAAUACUACUACUACCGAUGAUAAUGAUGAUGCUGAUGAUGUUAAUAAGUAUUUGAGUAACAAUGAAUAGUAGUAAUUCCAUGCAAGGGAGAAAAAAUGAAUAAAAUAUGACGUUGAUAAGUUGUGAAAAAAGAGAAAGAUUUUCUACUUUGCUCACACACAUCGGACAACUUCAAUGAAGAUAUAUAUAAAAAAAAAUGAAACAAAAAAAAAAAGGUGUAAAGGUUUUGAAGUGGUGUGGUCUAUUUCACCAUGACGGGCUUUUUAAAUUUACUUUUGAAACUGUUUAAAGGGGUCAUUUCAUCCGUGUCCUGGAGUGGUGGCUGGUGAUGUAAUUUAUAAUUUGUAACAGUUUAUGCGUUUGACUCUUUCUGUGAUGCUUUUACCUCUAUCAAACACACAUUUACACACAUCUGUCCUCUUCUCUUUGUGCGUCCUCUACUGACCAGCUAUGAUAAAUGAUUUGGAUCCAUGUUGGUCUCUAGUUGAGGCUGUAAGUCAGUUCUUGUUCUGCCAGACCACAGGGAGAUAAAGAUGUAAUUAGCCAUUACUUGUGGCUGGGUGAGCGAAGGAGCUUGAGCUCCACCUGUCCUUUCCGUCGUACAGUUAUGGCCACCAUAAAUCAAGUUCAAGCCUAAAACUGACAAGAAUCCUCUUAAAGGACACAUCUCACAAUGGUGCACAGCCACUACCAUUGAUGUGUACCUGUGACUAAAAACCCUGUACAGCACAAGCAGCGAGAGGAAAUCCCAUAUUGCAUCAUGUCUGAAUCCAUUUCUUGCGUUCAGCUCACAUUCAGAGACUAUAUGCAAAUUUGCCAUAAAAGUGUAUAUCGAGGGAUGAAGUUACCCCAGCUGAACCCUGACUAUUACAACAUGACAGGGGAAUUACUCAAUACUGAAUCAAAUGUGGAAUGUUUUUCUUUUUCUUGUUGUUGUUUAAUUUUAUUUCUUUAUCAAAUCAGCAAUAACUCCUACUUUUAGUAUUUAAUGGAUUUCCAUCAUUGUCAAAUCUGUGGUGUAUUAUCUAAAAUGAUCUGCCAUUAACAAGCUCUAUCAAAAGUCUGUUGUUGUACUUUUCCUGUAUACAGUCCUCGGAAAUGAUUGUGAAGCUCUGUUAAAAUGGCCCUUAAUCUAGGACACUACAUGUCGUUUCCUCUGCAGUGUAUCUGGGUGUUAAAGAACACAUAUUGUGCAUGCAAUUACUUGCUCCCAAAACAAUGAUGGAUUCCAUUUCAAGCACAAUAGCAGGUCAUUUGGUCUGUGACUCAUUUAUUGCUAUAUUUCUAACCUCUUACUGUCUUUUAUUUUAAUUUUUUUAUUUUAAACUCAUGUACUGUUACACGUCAGCUUUCCACUGAGGAUUUCAAGCGGCCCAUAACAUCUGUAUGUACAUAAUAUGUUGUUGAUAAAGAUAAAAAGAAGAUAAAAAAAAAUGUGGACAACAAAACAACAUGCUGUCAUGAUUGUCAAAGUGUGUUUGGAAAUAGCAUGUCAGUAAUUAUAUAUGGGUGGAUUUUGAAAAAAAAAAAAAGAUGUCAGAUUAUCUCUAUUAUGUAUGUAACUUUCAGUGGUGGAAGGUCUUGAAAAAAAGGUACUGGUCUAAACAAAAAUCUGAACAUCUUAAUUGUCAGUCUGUGUUUACACAUACAUUUGCUUUAUUGCACCAUAUGGCAUGCUGCAUUAGGAUUUACAGCUUGGAAACGUAACUCACUGAAGGUUUUAUCAAUUAUCUGGCGACAUUAAAUCAAAUAAUUUUUUUGCCAUUAUUCUAGAGUAAGGCCUUUUACCAUCAUUCAGUUCAAUAUAUUUGAUUUAAGAAGAAAUUGCAAACCAUCUCUUCUGAAAGUAAAAUCUAGAGAUUUCAUAACAGCAAGUGCUUACUGCUGUUUUUAUAUCUUUUAAUUGCACAGUAUUGACAGUUUUAGAUAAGAGUCAAUGGAAAAGUUAUAAGCUGCUUAAAUAUUUGACUAGAUGAUUUUUUUUUUGGUGAAACAGAGAUUUUAGCUGAAGAGAGGGUUGUCAAGCUGGAAGAUCCCUGGGGUGUAAGAUUUAAGGGUAGAUGAAGUUCAUGCUGAGAAAGCAACCACUCUGAUAAUCCCCUGGGAUGAAACCUUGACAAUGCAAAACCAAAAGCUCAGAACCAGAGGGAGUUUCAAUGACACUAACCAGACUCUGAACUCUUCAUUGAGGGAAAGAAGACUGACAAGCAUUCAUAACACUUUUCCAAACUUGAGCGCCAUGGCCUCCCCCAGGGGAAGGUGUAGCACAUUCUAUUUAUGCUCUCACAAUGUAAUAUGAACAUCAUUAACAUAGCCUUGAUCACAAAUUCAGUCUGGCCUAUUUCUAGUGUGUAAAUAACACCCCAACUGGGGUGCAAUGAGUUUACAGUGAUAUAAACAAGACAAUUCUUCAGUCCUUAAUUACAUUCAGCAUACCCUGAUGAGAAAGUGGUGAUUGGCUCCUGUAGCUGGUUAUGAUGAUCUAUUUGCAGAGUCGUUCUUAAUAAGAGGCCAUGUUGUUUGCAGCUCUAAACACUUCAGUCUGUCUACAGUAUGUAACAUUGUAUUGCACUUAAUCGCUUUACUUUGAUUAGCUGACUUUUAUCUUAAAAUAAACCAAGAAUUUUAAUGCAUUUUUAUUACCUUACAUUUGUUAAUUAUCUUGGUGUAUUUAAACAUUGCAGGAAGUGGAUUGUAAACAAUUAACAGCAAUCGUACAAAAAAAGGUAGUGUAAAUAGUGUCUAAAUUGUCCGUAUAGAAGUACUGUACUAAAAUGUUAAAUGCAUACUGUAGAAAAACAUAAUGUACUGUAAGCUUAGCUAAAACAACAUGUAUACAUCUUAUAGUUCAAUAUAUUGCAGAAGGCUUAAAGCAUAGGCCUUUCUACAGAAGCUUUACUGCUCAGAGCAAACCCUGGAAUAGACUUUCAAUCCUCCACACAAUAGUUAAUCAAUACAUCUGACCGAACGGCUUUGAAAUAGAGCAAUAUCUCCCAAGCCACAGAAACUGGAUUGAUCAAGUGUCUAUAACCCAGCCUUAGAGCAAAGAGCAUAAUUCAUCAUGCCUGAUACAAGACACCCCUAAUUGCACAUUGAUUUUAGACCCUUUUCUGAAACUAUUUGGGCAAGCUGUAAUGUCAGCUUGGUAAACUCUGUACUGAGGAGCAAGAGUCAGAUCCAGGGAAAUAAAGAAAUAGUCAUUAGUUUCUCAUUUCAAGUAAAUGCAGCUUAGUAUUUUUAUUGUUUGCUUUGGUACAUAGCGUUUCUGUAACGUGGCAUAUGCAAUUUAUUGGCAGGACUAUACAGACUUAAAUUAUGCUACUAUGGGGAUAAUAUGCACAGAACAAAUAAAUUACAUGUAUCGCAGAGCCUCACAGCAUCUAGAGGCAGUAUACUACAAGGAUAUGCUACAACAGAGUGAUAAUUGCAUAUGAAUCAAUAUCAUUAUUCCAAAUCCCCUGCUCAUGUCCUUUACUGCAAAGCACGUCUAAUUCCCAUAUAUUAUCCCAAUCAUCCAUUGUUUACAUGCUAUCCGGAGGCCCAUUCUCCUCUCAUGGGCAAACUCAGUGUUGCAAGUUUAUUAAGAAGCAAUCCAGUUUCAUUAUAGUGGCUAAUGUAUGCACUCGUAUACAGCUUACUAGCUGUCAAUGAUACUAGGAAAAACUGCAUGAGAUAAAUAGAGAUACAGACAGACAGACAGAUAGACAGACAUAUAUGUAGUCACAGAUGGUAUCUUGUCAAUCACUCACCUCUCUAAGAGGAGAAGCAUCCGCCUAAUUAACAGUAUGCCGCACACCAAUGGCUGGGCAACAGCAACAGUCAAGAAGCACAAAGCAGGAAUCUCGCCCACUACGUCUUUCCUAGUCAUUAAGUCGCCCACCUCCCAUCUCCAACACAGAGAGAGCACCAUUACUUGGCCUCUGUGAAUAAUCGUCCCACGCUCUGCAUUUUCCUUGUCAAUCAACCAAUGGGUAAAUAUUGUUCACAAUGCUGAGGCCUGACAGAGAGGAAAAAAGAUGGAUUUUAUUUUAUUAUUUUUUUUACCGUUAUUUUUGUGCUGAUUAAUAUUGCAGCUAUGUUUCAGAAAAGCUGUUAUGUUACAAACCUAGCUUAGGCGAAGUCACAUCUGCAGGAUAAUAUGCUGGAAUCUAGGAUACAUGAGAAAAUAGGAAGGGCGGCUCUGUGCCUCGCGAAGAAAUUACUGCUGGGAAUAGAAAGAGAAAAAUGUCUCAUUUGGAAACUAAUAAAUUUUAUUUGAGAAGUCCAACUGUGUAUAUUUGCUGGAAUAAGCUGAGUAGGUGUUGAAUGUGAAACCCAUCUCUCCCUGUUCCUCUCCUUGUCCAUCUCUAUCCACACUUUCUUUGAUUCCAGAGUCUGUUUUUGUAUGCAGAUGAUCUGUAAAAAAGGGUCCCCAGCCCUUCUUUUUUUUUCAGAUUCACCUACUUUUUUGCUGUUUUUGAGGAUACAUUGAGUAGAACCUAGCACAAGUACUGAAGCGUUGCAUGUUGAAGUGUGCAUUAUCCAUUAGUAAUUUCAAGGGCCUCGUGUGUGAGCAAUAUGUGUGCAUCUGUGUGUUUGUUUUCCAUUUGAGCUCCACUGGGCAGAUUGUUUGUGUCUUUCAUAACACACACACCUGGAUUGCAGGUCUUAUUACAUUCCUAGAGAUUGUUAUCAAUGUAAACAGGCAAGAAAGAAUGAAAGGAACAAAACAUUAGUUUUCCAUCCUGAGACUUGUUGUUCUGUGCUGUAUAGUGAUGAUUGUAUUUUUUUCUUUUUUGCCAAUCCUGUCUUUUUUACCUUUAUUAAUUUGCUGUUGUUUUUUUUUUUUUUCAAAAUCCACAAAGUGGAAAAUGAUAUCAAGUGGAGGGAGAUAAAAAAAAUAAAACAA